Molecule: messenger RNA, 2272 nt
Organism: Zophobas morio
Lineage: Eukaryota; Metazoa; Arthropoda; Insecta; Coleoptera; Tenebrionidae
Product: iron-sulfur clusters transporter ABCB7, mitochondrial-like
Exons: 11
Coding region: 16-2187 (723 amino acids)
Biological process (GO): intracellular iron ion homeostasis; transmembrane transport
Cellular component (GO): mitochondrial inner membrane
Molecular function (GO): ATP hydrolysis activity; ATP binding; ABC-type transporter activity
Source: RefSeq, a predicted model, not a curated record
UUGACAGUUGUCAAAAUGUCCGCCGUUUUAAAUGUUUUUAAAGUUAAUAUUAAGUUAACAAACCUAUAUGUAGUGCAAUAUUAUGGUCUUAAAAAUUUUAGUUACGUACAUUCCAAACGAAAAUCGAAGUUUUUUCCAGUAUUAUACCAGUCACAAAGAGUCUAUGCUAGUAAAGAUACUGAACCAAAACCAACAAAAGUAAGCGGGGGAAUAUUAUCUAAAACUCUAUCUCGUAUUAAUAUCAUACCCAAAGAUCAAACAGUUCGAGAAUGUUUUCACCCUGGAGCAACUGCAAUUUCCAGGGAUUCUCUCCCUCUAACUGGAAAGAAUGUUGUUACCGGCCCCCAAAUGGUUGGAGCAAUGCUACAAUAUAUUUGGCCAAAAGAUAACAAAGCUAUAAGAGAUAGGGUAACUUUAGCUGUGGGAUUGUUAAUAAGCGCUAAAGUGUUAAAUGUAUCAGUUCCAUUUAUUUUUAAAUAUUCUAUAGAUUAUUUGAAUUCUGCAGGGACCUUAAAUUUGGACUCUGCUCCUGCCGCCAUCACUGCUGUAGCGACAAGUUUACUAAUAGGCUAUGGUAUUGCGAGAGCUGGUGCCGCUGGUUUUAACGAAUUACGAAACGCCGUUUUUGCUAAAGUGGCUCAACAUUCAAUAAGAAAAAUAGCAAAAAAUGUUUUCUUACAUUUGCAUAAUCUAGAUUUGGCUUUUCAUUUAUCCAGGCAAACUGGUGCCCUCUCUAAAACAAUUGAUAGAGGAUCUCGAGGGAUCAAUUUUGUUUUGUCUGCUAUGGUUUUCAAUGUUGUGCCAACUAUAUUUGAGUUGGCACUGGUGUCAACUAUAUUAGGUUUAAAAUGUGGGGCUGCAUUUGCUGGAAUCUCAUUGGGUUGUGUUGGUAUUUAUGCCGCUUUCACUUUGGCCAUUACACAGUGGAGAACAAAGUUUCGAGUGUAUAUGAAUCAGGCGGAAAAUGAAGCUGGAAAUAAAGCUAUUGAUUCGCUGAUCAAUUAUGAGACUGUUAAGUAUUUCAAUAACGAAAAAUUUGAAGCCAAUCGCUACGAUAACGUUUUAAAAAAAUACGAAGGUGCUAGCUUAAAAACUAGCUCAAGUUUGGCUCUGUUAAAUUUCGGACAGAACGCCAUUUUUAGUGCUGCCUUGAGUGGUAUAAUGGUUUUAGCAGCACACGAAAUCAUUAAAGGUAAUAUGACCGUUGGUGACUUAGUAAUGGUCAACGGACUAUUGUUUCAACUUUCUGUACCAUUGGGAUUUUUGGGUAGUGUGUACAGGGAAGUUAGACAAGCGUUAAUUGACAUGCAGACAAUGUUCACUCUCAUGACAAUGGACACUGCUAUUAAGAGCAAACCACAUGCUCCAUAUUUACACGUCGACUCUAAAACAUCCGACAUCAAAUUCGAAAACGUCUUCUUCGACUAUGGACCAGGAAAAGAAAUUUUGAAAGAUCUGAAUUUCACGAUAACACCAGGCAAAAAAAUCGCCAUCGUGGGUGGAUCAGGAUCUGGAAAAUCAACAAUUGUGCGCCUUUUGUAUCGUUUUUACGAACCAACAUCUGGCCGUAUUUUAAUUGGGAAUCAAGACAUUCGUGAUGUUGAGCUUGAUAGCUUAAGACAAGCUAUUUCAAUUGUCCCUCAAGACUCUGUUCUCUUCCACGACACCAUAAGACAUAACUUACACUAUGGUGACCUGUCCGCGACCCAGGAGGAAGUAAUUAGGGCCGCUAAAAUGGCCGAAAUUCACGAAUCUGUAGUAAAAUGGCCCAAAGGUUACGAGACUCAAGUUGGCGAAAGAGGGUUGAAAUUGUCGGGGGGUGAAAAGCAGAGAGUUGCUAUAGCGAGGGCGAUCCUCAAGAAUUCACCGAUUUUGGUGUUUGAUGAAGCCACGAGUUCUUUAGAUUCGCUUACGGAACAUCACAUUCUGGAAGCCCUAAAAAGGGCCACCGAAGGUCGUACAAGUAUUUGCAUAGCUCAUAGAUUAAGUACUGUGAUGGAUGCAGACGAGAUUUUAGUCCUCGAAAAUGGAAAAGUAUCCGAAAAGGGCACCCAUGCGACAUUAAUUCAAAAUCCAGAUAGUUUAUAUUUCAAACUGUGGAAAGCACAGAACCAUGAAAAUUUUGGACUGGCGAAGAGAAAAUCAACCACAGGAAUACAAACAAGUCUUGUACGUGUUAUAGAUUAAUUUUUUGUAACUAAAAAUUUUUAUUCACCGCUCUGUAAAUAUGUACAUAUCUAUACAGUAUAUUUAAUAAAUGUUGUAAAAUGGG